AUUUAAACAAUGGGUGUUCCCGCCGGUGACGCAGAAAAAGGCAAGAAAGUCUUCACGCAAAGGUGCGAGCAAUGCCAUACCGUAGACGCUGGUGGCAAGCACAAAGUAGGACCCAAUUUGCACGGCCUCUUCGGCAGGAAAACCGGACAGGCGCCGGGAUUUUCCUACACGGACGCCAACAAGCAGAAAGGAAUCACAUGGAAUGAAGACACUUUGUUCAUUUACCUGGAGAAUCCCAAGAAAUACAUCCCCGGUACCAAGAUGGUGUUUGCCGGUCUCAAAAAGGAAAAGGAACGAGCGGACCUCAUUGCCUACCUUAAAUCAGCGACAAAGUAAAAGGCCACAAAUUAGCGAAAUUGGUUUUUGCGUAAAUUAAACGACGACUUUUAUUUAUUUAUUUAUGUGAGCUGUCUGUAUGAUUGGAUUAAAAAUAAUUAAUAAUGGUCGCUAUUGAUGUUAGUUCGACAAUUAUUUGUAGGUAAAUUAGGUGUUAUUCAAUUUUAUGUCGUCAUUUAAUCGAUGCAAAAAUGAAUACUCGUUCGUAUUAGUAGUAUUCUCAUCUAGUACAUAUGUUUACUAUAUCAUGACAGAUGAAAUACUUGUGCAAACUAGGCAAUUUUUUUAAAUUAUAUAAUUUAUAAUUUAAGAUUACAUUUACUAUUUAAGUGUAAACACCAAACUACCAUUGUACAGUAUGAAAUAGUCUAUUAUUUCGUUAGUUUCAUCCUGUCCUGUGUCCAUUAAAAACGUUG
Molecule: messenger RNA, 752 nt
Organism: Phyllotreta striolata
Lineage: Eukaryota; Metazoa; Arthropoda; Insecta; Coleoptera; Chrysomelidae
Source: the annotation of a GenBank genome assembly